GGUAGCUGUGAUGUCUUUUGUAUAUAAAGUAGCCAACAUUCUGCUUUGAAGACUCUUCAUCUCAUCAAUAAAAAAUAUUACUUCUAUAACUUCAUCCCAAGAUACAAACAAAUUCUUCUUUAACCUCCCAUCAAAUCAUCAAUCACUUCUUCAACAUGCAAUACUCAAGCAUCCUUAGCAUUGUUGCUCUCGUCUCGACAGUGGUAGCUGCUCCAGCGCCAAUCCCAGAGCCAUCCAAGUAUGCUACCGUCAUUUUCCACGGUGCAGCUGGAGCUCAAUACUCUGUUGUUGUCCCUCUAGAUGGCGCAGAGACACCAACAAGUUCGCUUCCCCUUUCCUCCGUGCCAAUAAGGUCAUACUAACCCUUGCCCAUAGACAAUGUCCUCUCUAUCUCAUCCGUCUCCUCUGACAUCGUUAACGUCAAAGAACAAUGUGUUUUGAAGACUGUUGAUCAACCCCCGGUCCUCGUGGCCCAAGGCGCCGGAACCUGGACCGUCGGCCCCCCUCAAACCGUCAAGACAAUCUCCUGCAAAGGAAAAGACGUUAAUCCUCCCAUCAUCAUCCCGUCAUCUAUCUCCAUUGAAUUCGAUGGAGCCGAUCCAACUCUCGGCGCAAAAUAUACCGUUAAUGUCCCAUUGAACGGUGUCCAGGUCCCCACCAACAACGCACUUUCCAUCUCCACCUUGGUUUCUACCUUCGACGCUCUCCCAUCAAAAUGUACUUUCGACUAUGUCGAUCGUCCAGCUGCCCUUGUACUCAUCGCUCCUGGCAAAUGGUCCGUUGGUCCUCCUCAAACCAUUAAGGCCGUCAGCUGUGUUGCUUAAGUGACAUAUUCGUUGUCAUAAUCUGCAGAAGUUGUCCUAGAUUGGACGAGCAAUUGAAUUUUGGAACGACGUAUGAAAUCUAGACGAGGCUCGGGUAAUAUUUUGGACUCUCUUUUCUAUGCAUUUAGCGGGGCAUUUUGGUUGGGAAGAGG
Molecule: messenger RNA, 976 nt
Organism: Hymenoscyphus albidus
Lineage: Eukaryota; Fungi; Ascomycota; Leotiomycetes; Helotiales; Helotiaceae
Source: the annotation of a GenBank genome assembly